UUCAUUGACGUACGGGACGGUCCAUGCCCAGGAUGUUCAGCUCAGUUCUAAACGAACUCCUAACGGUACCGGGUUUCAUGUCAUAGUUGAUUCGUGCCGUACAAACCUUUAUCAGUUAUAACAUUAUUCGUUAAUAAAAUUAACAAUGCAUAAUAAUAAAUACAACGAAAUUAAAAAUCCGCACAAUAGUAGAGUGGCUUCACAUUUAAAGUGGCUUCGUAAAUUAUGAGGAGAAAGGAAGAACUUGAAGAAGCCCAGUGCUGGUUUUUCAUCUUUACCGGGAAACCGGAGAUUUUCGCUUGUAUCUUCAGGUUGCUCUUUGGCACAGCCAAAUCCCAUUCCGACACAAAAAUGCCUGUGAUCAGAUGACGUGGACUCCACCCUCUUUCUUCUCUAAAAGAAAUCAUUUGAUUUUUUAGUCAAAUAUCGUUUGAAAUUCUUCAAAGGAAGAAGGUUGGAGCUUAAUCCCAGAAGAGGUAAUAACUUGAAUUUUUCCCUGGUUGAAGGACACCUGCAGAAACAUGGCUAGACCACAGUUGACGGAACGAAAUAUUCCCCAUCUGAGAGACAUUUUUGGAUUUGGGAGUAAAUGGGAUAAUGGUCAAAUUCAAGGGGAGGAACUAGAUAAUGCGAUUUCAGUGGUAUCUACUUCUGGAGAGGAUAAGAGCCCCAAAAAUAGUAAAAAGAAGAAAUCCAAGCGACGUGAUAACAGUAAAACUCUGACGGAAACAGAUGUCAAGCAUUUAGAGCGGCAUUUAUCCAUGAAGAAGACUAUUCGCAAGAAGAUUAUGCGGGAUCUUCAACAGGCUUUUGUGGAGGAUCCGAACGAAUUUCUUGUAGACGACAUUCCACCAGAACAGCUUAAAGCAGAAAUAAAUAUUCAAAGUCUAAGCUUUGGCACACCCUCGCAAAAACAAGGACGCACGCGAGGAAAUGCUGAGAGCACCUUUCUUGACAUGCUACGAUCUGGUGGUGGACUGGAGACGAAUGGGGUGGAUGACAGAGAUUUAGGAUCCAGUUCUCCGAAGAGGGAAGCCCAACAUGCUCAGGAUACAGACGAGGAAUCUAGUUACAAUUGCGAUUCAACUAUAGAGACGCCCACAAAAAAAAGCGGCAAUUUCUGGAGGCGCUUCACCAUGAAGAGUCGAACCAAGCGAUGAACUGCGAAAUCAGUGAAAAAAGAGACACAGUGAAAGUAGCAGUCGCAGGCUAGCUACUUUUUUAUCGACACUAAAAACAUAGCUUUGAGCAGACUUUACGACUGUGAUAUAUAACAUUUUAAAAAUAAUUUCUCUGCUCAAGAACCUUUCAUACUCUACGUAAAAGGAGUUUCCACAAAUAAGAGCGGAAAAAUUUAAAAUGUAUAUUCUGACAGUUAGGUUCUUGAAUUACGUUUAAUUAAAUUACGCAAGAAAAUCAAAUUGUCUUUCGAUAAUCAGUAUAUAUCGAAGGUAUUAAAUAAAAAAGUAUUCUUCUGUCAUACUUAUAAUUUACUCAGUAUUUGUAAUAAUAUAACAUUAGUUUUAGAAAUGAUGAGAAAUGAAAUUAAAAUGUUCAAAAUUUAUACAAAACUUGUAACGAACGUAUACCAAACAUAAUUUUAAAGAAAAGUUUGAAUAUCUAAUAUCUACAUCUCUUUCUACAAAAAUACAAAAAUUAGAAAAGAAUGCGAGAACAGAUCUCAAUUUAACACAACAAUAUCAUAAAACUUUGUGAACAAUAACAUAUCAAGUACAACAGGAAUAUUAUGUAACACGACAAUACCUAGUCAGUGAUUUUAGUCGCGCAAAUAAUCUUACUGUAUCAGCUAUCUGUAUGGAAUUUUUCUACAAUGCACAUUCGAUGUUCCAUUUUUUGAAAAUACACCAAACUCUCGUUUUCAGUCACCCCGUUCUCGUUCUUCCUAGAAUUGCUCGCUUCAGCAGUUUCUCAGGGGAGCAGGCCGAGAGUGAUUGCUACAUUAUAUACAGGGUGGACACGCUGGGGCUUACCAAAAGUACGCAACCCGUCUUACACGUAAAUGCUAUUCUUAUGGGAGUGUAUGCGGAGUUGCAUUCAUUUUCGUAAGCCCCAGCGUGUCCAUCCUGUACAUAGAUAUAUAGUCUAUUCGAAAACGAGUCAAGCGGCCCUCACUGUUUACGUUUCGACCUCCCCGAAAUCAGUCUAAGACUACACUACUGAAAGUUGCUAAAUAGUUUCCUAUAUAUGUUCCUACAUAGGAUUCUAUAUAGGAUCCUACAUAGAAUCCUACAUAGAAUCCUAUAUAGGUUCCUGUAUAGGAUCCUGUGUAGGAUCCUGUAUAUGUUUCUGCAUGGGACCAUAUCCGGAUACGCAGUACCAGGUGGGCACAAAGUUUGGCGACGUCUUUACGACAUCAUUACGACAUCUUUACGACAACCUUA
Molecule: messenger RNA, 2402 nt
Organism: Belonocnema kinseyi
Lineage: Eukaryota; Metazoa; Arthropoda; Insecta; Hymenoptera; Cynipidae
Exons: 4
Coding region: 522-1160 (212 amino acids)
Source: RefSeq, a predicted model, not a curated record